Molecule: messenger RNA, 324 nt
Organism: Sugiyamaella lignohabitans
Lineage: Eukaryota; Fungi; Ascomycota; Dipodascomycetes; Dipodascales; Trichomonascaceae
Exons: 1
Coding region: 1-324 (107 amino acids)
Source: RefSeq, a predicted model, not a curated record
AUGGACUUAACCAAUGGUAGAACAAUCAGAGCAGCCACAGUAUGUGACACAAAUGUUGCAACUGUCAAUAUCAUGAACCCGAAUACAAGCAUGACAUUAAAUAAGCUCAUUCCACGAACAAGAGCUUCAAUUUGUAGUGCAAUUGCUGCGAGAAGUCCCGAUGAUGAUACAGCUUUACCAAGAGCAAUACCACCCAUGGCAAGGGCAAUAAUUGUCCACAAGAAAUUGUUAAAGUCAGCUGAUGACAACAAACCAGGACCAAAUAAUAGUACUACAGGUACUAAAGCUAACACUCCCAUUUCUCCAACAUAUGGCUCUAACUGA